This is a messenger RNA of Gongylonema pulchrum, 423 nucleotides long. Lineage: Eukaryota; Metazoa; Nematoda; Chromadorea; Rhabditida; Gongylonematidae. The record is from the annotation of a GenBank genome assembly.
CAAGAAAUUGUUCGGGCAAAUGAAAAAAUGUCCGCUGCUAAGAAGGAGUUGUCAGUUGCAAAAGGAAUUCGGAAGAAUAAGGAGGAAUACGAGCUGCUAGCAAAUAUGAUCGAAAAAGUGCCUUCGCGAUCGCAAACUAAUAAAAAAUUGGAAGCAAUCAAAAAAGAACUUGAAGAGCUUCAUGGAAAGCAACGGAGUUUAGAAGCAAAGUUGGCAGACAGGCGGAAUCAUUUGCAUGCUUUCAAUGUCAUAUUAGCAAACUUCUGCCGAUUUUUGAAAGAGUGUCUUAUGAAUGAAUAUAUCCUUGAUUCUACCACUAAUAUGUCUUCACUUCAUUACGUUGCAGAUGAAGAAGGCGAUGAAAUGUGUGUGGGUGAAGUGCUGGAUGGCUCUAUUGCGGACAUUAAGACGGAAAAAUCAUGA